Messenger RNA from Acaulospora morrowiae, 1029 nucleotides. Lineage: Eukaryota; Fungi; Glomeromycota; Glomeromycetes; Diversisporales; Acaulosporaceae. The record is from the annotation of a GenBank genome assembly.
AUGAGUGAACAAUCCCAAACUAGCUUUAUCUUCAUUAACUCGAAUGAUCCAAUGAUGCCGAGUCAAGUUAUUAACGACGCUCAGCCAUUUAUCAAGCUUCCAUUCCCACCGGUGAUCGAUCCACGUGAUUUGAUUACUUUAAAUCCCGAUGGUCGUGAACCGUCUAGAGCACCAAAUGCCUUCAUUAUCUACCGAAAAUUGUUUAUUAAAACUGCAAAAGAUGAAGGAUAUUCUCUUCCUAUGUCUAUAAUUUCUUCUAUGGCUUCGAAAUCUUGGGAACAAGAAUCCGAAGUGGUUAAAAAUGAAUAUAAAAGAAUUGCAAAAGAAGCAUACUUAUAUCGAAAUGAGAUCUGCCCUAAACCCAAACGUGAAAGAAAAAAGAAACAAUGGAGUAUUAUUUCAUUCUCUAAAUCUUCUAAUAAACCAUCCGGAAAUAUUAAGUCCCCAAAGUCAUUUAACGGAGAUUUACAAUCACCUGUACCAACCUUGUCUCCAACUCCCGAAAAUAAUACUACUUUUACCGAAAUCGCUGAUAAUUCACCAAUCUUAAAUUUAGACUUAUUUGCCGAUUGGGAAAAUUUUUUAUAUCCUAGCCCAGAUUUAUCAACAUACACUGAUAGUGAAAUUAGCACCCCCGAAAUCAAUGAAUAUAAUUUUAAUCUUGAGAUUAAUUCUCCAUUACAAGUUCUCGAUAAUUUUUAUUCUCCAAUCCUAACCGAGGAACAACAGUUUAUUGAUAACUUAAUUAAUUCACCAAUCCAAACCGAACAACAAUUUAUCGAUAGCUUAAUUAAUUCUCCGAUACAAACUGAAGAACAAUUACUUAUCGAUGCAUUAGUUAAUAUUAAAGAUGCACCCUUAACGACUAUACUAGAUAAUCAACUUGGACUUGGAAUUUCUAAUACAGAGUACCUAAACAUACCCGAUAUUUCUUCGCCGAAUGAUUUCUAUAAUAAUCAAUUAACUUCCUCUAAUUUCUUGGAUACCACAUCCGCAUUAAUGGAUUUCAAUGAUUCCUAUUAUUUCUAA